GAGGAUGUUCAAACCCCUUCAACUUCCAACAACAAAAAGGCUACCAUCGACAGAUGGUUUGAAUGUGAAUGAACUUGAAGAUGUUAUAACAAUACAAACAGGUCCGGGAUACACGAAACUUCGAUGUGAGCCGAGCACCACAAUCAAGGUCGGUUUGGCUAUGUUUACCUUAAGGCUUGAGAUUGAUACAGGAUAUGAUCGCAAUACUAAUGAGGACAGUUUCACAGUCCAACAGCACCAAACACUAUGGAUUGGAAUUAACUGAAAAGACACCUAGCGAUGGAUCUUUCCGCCAUAUACUCUGUCCGUCCUUAACGUGGACAGAGAUAAAAUCUAAAUAUAACCCAAAAUGUCUCAGUCUAACCAUCUGUUAUUAUCCGACUAACUUUGAGGAAGUCGCACAAAGUGAUCCGGUAACGCUCGCGUAUCUCCAUCAGCAAGUGAGGGAUUGGUACUUGUUGCGAUUUCGUGAUAUUGAAAAUGUGGACUUGGCGUUUGAGAUCGGAUGCUUUGAAAUCUGUAUGGUAACACAGAACUCUACUUUGUCUGCAAAAGACCGACUGGAGUUAUUUGAACGGGCUCGACCGUUGCAAACACUUUUUCCACCUUGUGUGCUUCAACAUUACAAAUGCAAGGCGUUGAGACGUGCAAUACAAAAUUACCUAAGCCAGAUAUAUGCAAUGUCACAAGAAGAUUGGACAUUGGAGUUACUGAACAGAUAUCUGAUCCUGCUGCAGUUUGAUCGGGAGAUGAUUCCAUGCCGCUUUGGGGUGAGUUUUCCACUUUCAUGA
This is a messenger RNA of Dicrocoelium dendriticum, 791 nucleotides long. The record is from the annotation of a GenBank genome assembly. NCBI's taxonomy places the organism in Eukaryota, Metazoa, Platyhelminthes, Trematoda, Plagiorchiida, Dicrocoeliidae.